GGGAGGAGCCAGAGUUAUCCUGAGUCUGGAACGAAGUGCUUACUCCGCCCGGAGGAACGUAGGCUUUGCGUUUCAAACUAAAGCCAAUUAUAAAUGCUACUCGGACUUUGCUUUUUCUCCUCGGGGAGCUCCCCUGCCUCAAUAAGCGUCGUUCGUCAUAAUCCUGAGCCGAAACGAUUGCGAACCACCAGCGGCCUCAACCACGCACUCUUUUCACCUAAGCAGCCGCCCCGGGGAGAGCGCAGAAUAAUACGACAGCGAGCAAAGAUUGCCUCCCAGCCUCGGGGCCCGCGGGCGGGGACUGGAGGAGAAGCAGCGGCGCGCACGCUUUGAUAACUCUUUUUCACGUUCGUCGUCUGCCAAAAGCGGGAGCGCGCACGUGCCCAACUAAUCUCUUACGGAGGAAGGAACAGGACCGGUCCUGGAAUGGAGAAGAACUAGAAAACCGAGAGCGGGUCUUCAGUGGCUCUGCUCGGACGAGGAUUUAAAAUGUCUAACAAAAAGGUGAUUGCAAGUAGAGCUGAUUGUGUAGAAAAAUUAUUGUCAGAAAAAAAUUACCAUGAUAUUGGAAGUCACCUUGCAUAUUUUGAAACUGUUGAUAUGACUGCAGACCAUCUCCAGGAGACUGAUGUUGCCAAAGCUGUGUUCAGAAUUCUCAAAAACUGCCCCUCUGUGGUACUGAAAAAUAAGGCAAAACAUUUACUGUCAAAGUGGAAAGUACUUUACAAGAAUCAUUGCCAUCAAUCAAUGCAAGUUAAAUCAGUGUUGUCUGAUGAUGCAAAAGAAGGUUCUGAUCACCUUCAGGUGGCCCUGGAAAAGGUAAACUCUUCUGAAGAACUGAAUCAACAUGAAGUAUUAGACACUUCCAUUUGCAGUAGUAGCCUUCCAUCAGAAUGCCAUCCAAAAGAUACUGGAUGUAAUAUGAUUCAAACAUCACUACUAAGCGAUUCUUGUCCUGUUGGUGAAAGAAGCCCACACCAAGAUCACAUGGCAACUGUGAGGUGUAAAUGCACUAAACUUCUUUAUGAAGCUUUGAUUGACUCUUCAACAAACAAUGAAGAAAAUGAAAAGAAUCACAAAAUAGCUGAAGAAAUUGAACAGCAUAUUUUUGCACUUUAUGCUAAAAAUGAUAGAAAAUACAAAAACUGUGUCCGAAGCAAAAUUUCUAACUUGAAAAAUCCUAAAAAUUCUCACUUGAAACAGAGCCUUUUUAGAGGGGCUUUGAGUCCAAAGACAUUUGCUGCUAUGUCUGCAAUAGAAAUGGCACACCAUGACCUGAAGCAGCUGAGGGCUUCAUACACACAAUCAUUUGUUCUGGAACAUCAGCUUCCCCAAACUAUUAAUGGUACACAUACAAACAAAAUAAAAUGUAGACGCUGUGAGAAAUUUAAUUGCACUAUUACUGUGAUUGCCAGGGGAGCUCUCUUCCUUCCUGGUUGGGUGCGAAAUACAAAUCCAGAUGAACAAAUGAUGACUUAUGUAAUUUGUAAUGAAUGCGGAGAGCAAUGGUAUCACAGCAAAUGGAUUUGCUUGUGAUUGUGCAUCCUUUAAUGAAUAUGAUUGAAGAGGCGAUAAACAUAAAAUAACUGAAUAUAGAUAUUGAAAAUGUUUGUAAUGCAGUAAAAAUCUGGGUGAUUAUUAUGGAGCAAAAUGGUUCACAGUCUACUUGGGAGACUCUCUCGAUAUCUGGAUAUGACUCAGACAUUUUCCCCAUGUGAACUCUCUUAUUAUUCUUAGAAAUAUAACAUAUUAAAAACUAUUUUGUCACUACUGAAUUUUUCAAAGGUAUUGGUAACUCAGCUUUCAUUUCUAGUGCUGGGCUAGGGUAGAGUUUCACAAACAUGUUCACGCUCCUAAACUAUGAUGUAUGCAAACUGUGUUUGGUGCAAUGUCUUAAUUCAUUAUAAAAAUCAGACUGUGGUAUCUAUUAUUACUUCUCAUUCAGGUUGCAUGCAUAAUCUUUGUUUCCCCAAGACAGUCCAGUUUUCAUGCAUCUAAAUAGCCUUUUUGCUAUGUAUGAAUUUUGACUCUUCACUGCAUGUGUGGUAAUAGCUUAAACUACUAUUACUGUGUUAACAACUGUGGUGUUGCUUUGACUUUUAUUUUAAGUUAAAUUGUUGUGGUGUUAUCCAUAUGUUAGAGCUCUCCUUCCCUAAUAUUAUUAGCUAUGAUAUAAUACCAGUUUUAUAUGUUGACAUGUUCUGUUCUCUUAGGCUUCAUUGAUAAAGCUAAGUAUUGUUAAAGAGUUAUAGUUCACUUGAAUGAUUUUGCUAAUUGGCAUUCAGCUCUUCUGAAUUAUUUUCUCAUUAAAUCUUCCUUGUUCCUCUUUUCAGUAUAAGAUCACUAAAAAUAUUCAGCACUGCACAGAACAUACUUAUCUCUUCUCCACAUUAGUCCAUGAGCUAGGCCCACAAAUUUAACAGGCCCUCAUACUUAUCCUUCCUUCCUUUAUUUGAUUUCUAUACCGCCCCUCCAAAAAUAACUCAGGGCAGUUUACACAGAGAAAUAAUAAAUAAGAUGGAUCCCUGUACCCAAAGGGCUCACAAUCUAAAAAUAAACAUAAGAUAGACACCAGCAACAGUCACUGGAGGUACUGUGCUGGGGGUGGAUAGGGCCAGUUACUCUCCCCCUGCUAAAUAAAAGAGAAUCACCACAUUAAAAUGUGCCUUUUUGCCAGGUUAGUAGGAGGUGAAUACUCAGUGAUUUCUGGCAAUAUAUAUCCCCCAGCCACCUAAUAGUGCAGUGGGGAAAUGAUUUGACUAGCAAACCAGAGGUUGCCGGUUCAAAUCUCCACUGGUAUGUUCACCAGACUAUGGGAAACACCUAUAUUGGGCAGCAGUGAUAUUGGAAGAUGCAGAGAGGCAUUAUCUCAUACUACGUGGGAGAUGGCAAUGGUAAACCCCUUCUGUAUUCUGCCAAAGACAACCACAGGGCUCUGUGGUCGCCUCAAUGGAACACUUUACUUUAGAGAUGAAAAAGGUAAUUGCAUUCUUGUACUCACAACUUUAUCCCUACCCCCAAAGGAUUAGGGAAAAAUUGCAGUGCUGUACUAUAUCCAUGGAGUUAUGUUAUCGGGGUGGGUGGUUUUCUGCGUUUUGACUUUGGUGUAUCUGAACAUUGAUUAUAAAUAAAGUUUUUUCUAUUUCCAUGGA
This is a messenger RNA of Hemicordylus capensis (graceful crag lizard), 3152 nucleotides long. It is a transcript of the gene TCEANC, whose product is annotated as transcription elongation factor A N-terminal and central domain containing. The record is from RefSeq and is a predicted model, not a curated record. Bases 490 to 1536 code for a protein of 348 amino acids. Gene Ontology annotation, cellular component: nucleus. Gene Ontology annotation, biological process: DNA-templated transcription. NCBI's taxonomy places the organism in Eukaryota, Metazoa, Chordata, Lepidosauria, Squamata, Cordylidae. The transcript is spliced from 2 exons.